AUGGAGUCGCUGCUGCAGCAGCUGGAGCGCUUCUCGGAGGUGCUGGCCGUGUCCCGCACGGCGGCGGUCAGCGCCUGGGGCCCCGCCGCCGUGCGCAGGGCCGUGCAGUGGGCUCGCUACCUGCGCCGCGCGCACGGCCGGCUCCGCGCGGCUCUGGAGGGGCGGCGGCGGGCGGGGCCGCGCCUCGGGGCCUGGGGCGGCCGCGACGUGGUGCUGUCGGCGCGCCUGCUGGGGAACCGCGCGCUGGGCGCCGCCGCGCACCGCUGCCUGCUGCGCCUGCUCUUCCCGGGCCCCGCCGCGCCCGCGCCCGCCCCCGCCGCCGCGCUGCAGGCCCGCCUCGCCCGCCUCGCCCGCCGCCGCGGCGCCGUCCGCCUGCUGCUCCGCGGGGGCCCCGCCGAGGACGCGGCGCUGCGCACGCAGGCGGAGCUGCUGCUGCGGCGGCUGCGCGACGGGCCGGCCGGCGGCCUCCUGGACGGGCUGUGGGCGCGCGCGCCGCGGGCCGCCUUCCUGCGCGCCGCGGCGGCCGCGCUGCUGCUGGACCCCGCGGGCCCCGCGCCGGGCGAGCUGCUCCGCUGGCUGCUGGGCCGCGCCGACGCCCUGGCCGCGCUGUGCCGCGACCUCCCCGCCGCGCGCCUGGCCGCGCUGGCCGCCCGCCACCCGGCGCUGCGCCGCGCCUACCUGCGCCAGCUCGCACGCUGGGGCUGCCGACUGCGCUACGACCUGCCUUCGGGCCGCUGGGAGGCCGCCGAGCCCGCGCACGUGUCCUGGGCCGAGCUGCGCGGCCGCUUCCUGAGCCUCGCGCGGGCGCCGCCGCCGCUCAAGGACGCCGCCCUGGCCGCGCUGGAGGCCUGGAGCGCGCGGGACGGCGCCUUCCGAGUGCGCGGCCUCAGCGUCUGGACCGACCUGCUGCUGGCGCUGGGCCCGGGGGCCGGGACGGACAGCUUAGGGGCUGCGUCCUCCUCGGGGGUGCUCGGCGCGGGUGGGUGCCGCCUGGCCCGGCCCGGCCCGGCCCGCAGCCCCGAACACGCGCACUUCCCAAAGUGACUAUAAACACCUGGUUUUUUUCUUGCUGCCGCCACGCCUUACUUCUGUAGGUCUUCCCGCCAACCACCUCCACCACCACCAGCGCCUCCUCUCGGUACUGCUGCUUGUCACCUGGAGCAGGUGUGCUCAGAAGAAACAGAGAAACAACACUUCGUUUGGAAAGCUAACAGGCCUAUUUGGAGUUUAAAGCUGGGAUUUUUGGCCUUUCUGACCUAACCUGUAUUAAACAGCCUCAACACGUAUUAAGUUAAAGAGCCUCCACAUGUAUUAAGAUUGCGUCGUUCAGUAAGUUUGUUUCUUAUUUAUUAUUUUUUGUUCUCUUUUGAAGGCAUUUUACUUUUGUUUAUUUAUGUAUGAGAGACACCUGCAGAGGGAGAAGCAGGCCCCACGCAGGGAGCCCGACGCGGGACUCGAUCCCAGGACCCCAGGACCACGCCCUGCGCCCAAGGCCGCCCCGGGAUGCUCAGCUUGUUUCUUAUUUCUGCAGAUCACUACCCUCCGAAAUCCAGAGACCAAAGAGUAUACUUUUUUUUUUUUUUUUUUUAACCAAACGGUACUUUUAUUUAUUCAUUUUUCCCAAACGGUAUUUUAAAGCACGGACUUAAGAAUGAGGGAGAGAAAAAACUGCUUCAAGUAUAAAAAAAUGGCAAACAUACACCCUUGGAUUCAGCAUUUGAUGGUAAAAGAAACCCCACAUGGAUCGAAGACUCAGAUUUUGGUGCUUCAGCCAUGGACUGGGUUAAUAAAUCACAAUCUUGGUGCUACAGUUGCCUCAUAUGUUGACUGAAGUGUUUAAAAAUAGCCGAGUUUCCUCAUUUUUCCUCCCCUGGCUGCCCUGUAGGGACAUUUUUAGAAUAAUUGAUCUGUGUGCUGGCUACUUACAAUGUUCUGAUUCUAAUGGAAAAUGCCUAAGAUUUGGCUUUUGGAGAAUAAGGUACAUGUAUGGUGUCAUAGUUUACAAAGUCUUAGGGUCAGAUCAUCUAGCAGAGUCUCUGUGAGGCAGGGCAGUGUGCUGUGAGCUCUGGAUUGUAUUAGUUGAGACUCCAGAUUGAGUAUCAGGGUAGCGAUUUGUCCAACAUUGUAUGGCUCCUACGUGGUAAAGCCAAUGCACCUGGAUCUUUUCUGACUUAAACUGAUCCACAAAUCUAGGUGAUUUUAGGUGAUUGUUGAUUUGAAAACCAAUAUUCAGUUGUAAGGUCUGUAUCAUCAUUGUAUACUCCAAACUACACAAGGCCUGGCACAUUGGGAUAUAUGUAUCUAUAUACAUUUUUAAUUGAAAUUCAAUUUAGUUAAUGUGUAUUAUUAGUUUCACGGGUAGGAUUUAGUGGUUCAUUAUUUGUGUAUAAACCGGGUGCUCCUUCCAUCAAUUGCCCUCCUUAAUGCCCAUCACCCAGUUACCCCAAACUGCCACCCACCUCCCCUCCUCAGUUUGUUCCCUUUAUUUUUUCAAUGUUCUUUAAGUUUGGGUUAUUACCACCUGCUGUAACUUUUACUAGGUUAUUUCACUCUCUGAAUGAGAGUUUAUUCAUCCACUAAGUGGAAAAAUGCUACCUUUUCUACACCUAACAUAACUAAAAGAUAAAAAUAAUGCAUAUGAAAGUGAUGUCAAGUUAUAAAUAGGCAUAUUCUCUUUUUUAGGUUGAUACUCAUAAAUGCAUAUCUGUAAAUUAUGAUCUACAUUUAACCCAUUAGAAUUUAUGAAAAGCAAGUAUACAUAAACAUAUAACAAGGACCAAGAAUGAAACUUAGAUUUGACCAUUAAAAUGAAUUUAAAAAUAAGAUGCGGCUAAAAUGAGGUUGAGAGUUUAAUAUAGUAAUACGUUUUGUAUAAAUAGUAUGUUAACAAUAUUAAAGGAAUAUUCUGUCACCUUGGCACUA
Messenger RNA from Canis lupus familiaris (dog), 2922 nucleotides. RefSeq names its product FA complementation group F (gene FANCF). Bases 1 to 1044 code for a protein of 347 amino acids. Gene Ontology annotation, cellular component: Fanconi anaemia nuclear complex. The transcript has a single exon. NCBI's taxonomy places the organism in Eukaryota, Metazoa, Chordata, Mammalia, Carnivora, Canidae. The record is from RefSeq and is a predicted model, not a curated record. Gene Ontology annotation, biological process: interstrand cross-link repair.